This is a messenger RNA of Sinocyclocheilus grahami, 1533 nucleotides long. Its product is annotated as thymidine kinase 2, mitochondrial-like. Gene Ontology annotation, molecular function: ATP binding; deoxynucleoside kinase activity. Gene Ontology annotation, cellular component: mitochondrion; cytoplasm. The transcript has 9 exons. Gene Ontology annotation, biological process: nucleobase-containing compound metabolic process. The coding region runs from base 206 to 943 and encodes 245 amino acids. The record is from RefSeq and is a predicted model, not a curated record. NCBI's taxonomy places the organism in Eukaryota, Metazoa, Chordata, Actinopteri, Cypriniformes, Cyprinidae.
UUCUACGCAAUAUAACGGCGACCACAGCUCUCAUUCUUACUCAUUUUAUUUACGAUGUUUCUCUUUAACUUUUCCCUAACCGAGUUAUAUUAUGCUCAAUCCGCUUUACAUUAACAGUACUGACACGAGUUUAAGCUGGUUGCCUUGUACAUCCCCUGCUUUGUUGCCAUAGAGAUCUGCUGCGGAAUCUGAGAAAGGUUUCAUUAUGUUGUCUUCUUCUCAAGGGAAACUGGUUAGAAACGGCGAGGAGAAGAAAUCAGUGAUCUGGAUAGAGGGAAAUAUUGCAAGUGGAAAGACAACAUGUCUGGAAUACUUCAGCAAAACCAGUGACAUUGAGGUGCUAACAGAGCCUGUGUCUAAAUGGAGAAAUGUACAAGGAUGCAAUCCAUUGGGAUUGAUGUACCAGGACCCGUCUAGAUGGGGACUCACUCUUCAGACAUAUGUCCAACUGACAAUGCUGGAUCGGCAUGUCUUACCAAUGGCAUGUACAAGUCCUACGGAGCCCCUAAAGGGACAUGGUGGUGGAAAAAAAUCAUCAACACCAGUCAGAAUGAUGGAAAGAUCUAUUUACAGUGCAAAGUACAUUUUUGCGGAAAAUCUUUAUAAAAGUGGAAAGAUGCCCGAGGUGGACUUUGCUGUUUUAAGUGAAUGGUUUGAGUGGAUCAUAAAGAAUAUAGCUAUUCCUGUGGACCUUAUUGUUUACCUGCAGACCUCUCCACAGACCUGUUACGAGAGACUAAAGCAGAGGUGCAGAGAGGAAGAGAAGGUUAUUCCACUGGAAUACCUAGAAUCAAUCCAUAACCUCUAUGAGGACUGGCUCAUUCAUCACAAGUCGUUUGAGGUUCCUGCUCCAGUUCUGGUAAUCCCAGCAGAUCAUGAUCUUAAGAAGAUGCUGCAUCAGUAUGAGGAGAACAGAGAGAAGAUACUUAUGGCACAUUGCUGAGCAAAUGAUCAGAGACAACGAUGACCAUAUCAAGCCAUAAAUAUGUCAGCUCAAAAGACAGAUGAAGCAAGCACUUUUUUUUUUUUAUUCGAAACUGGGUUUACAAACAUUCCUCCUGCAGUGAACAGUUGAUUUACAUAGUAGGAUUUGUAAAUUAGUGCAUAUGAUUGGUAUUUUAUUUAAAUGCUGACUUUUAUGAUUAUUAUUUUGUGUUUGCAUUUGCAGUCUUUGUAAACUUGUUUAAGCACUUAACAAGAGACAUAGUCUUUUUAUUUUUAGUGUUGUUUAUGGAAUCAUUCCAUAUCUAAAACUACUGCACUUGGAAACAUUUCCAUUUUUUCUUUGUCUGUAGAUAUUUUAAAUUCAGAAUGACAAUUCCAGACCGUGCAAAUAUACUGUAUGUGAUUUAGCCUUGCAUUUUACAGUGAAGUCCUCAUUCUAGGGUCUUAAAGAUUCUUUUAUUUUCAUGAGUUGUGCAUCCUCCCACUUGCAGACAGUGACUCUAUCAAAUACAGGAACUGUGGUCAGUUUAUGUUACUGAAGGUGUUAUUGCGACCAAUGUAAUUUAUACUGCAUAAGGCAUUGUUUUA